Messenger RNA from Lachancea sp. 'fantastica', 2490 nucleotides. The record is from the annotation of a GenBank genome assembly. NCBI's taxonomy places the organism in Eukaryota, Fungi, Ascomycota, Saccharomycetes, Saccharomycetales, Saccharomycetaceae.
AUGGUUGAUGAAAAGAAGCCACUUUUGGACGCUUCGGGCGCCGAAAAUCGCGACGAUGACGCUACCGCAACGGCGAUCCUAAGGCGCAAGAAGAAGGACAACAUGUUGAUGGUGGACGACGCUGUCAACGACGACAACUCUGUGAUUGCGAUCAAUUCGAACACAAUGGACUUGUUGCAGCUAUUUCGUGGUGACACAGUCUUGGUGAAAGGCAAAAAACGUAAGGACACGGUUCUUAUCGUUCUGAUUGACGAUGAGCUUGAAAACGGCAUUUGCAGAGUGAACCGUGUGGUGAGAAGCAACUUGCGUAUCCGUUUGGGUGACCUUGUAACGAUCCACCCAUGUCCCGACAUCAAGUACGCGUCCAGAAUCUCCGUUUUGCCCAUUGCUGACACGGUUGAGGGCCUAACGGGUAGUCUAUUCGACGUGUACCUCAAGCCAUAUUUCGUGGAAGCGUACCGUCCAGUGCGUAAGGGUGACCAUUUCGUCGUCAGAGGUGGUAUGAGACAAGUGGAAUUCAAGGUUGUCGACGUGGAACCUGAAGAAUAUGCUGUCGUGGCUCAAGACACCGUGAUUCACUCUGAAGGUGAGCCUAUCAACCGUGAAGAUGAGGAAAACAACAUGAAUGAGGUUGGCUACGAUGACAUUGGUGGCUGUCGUAAACAAAUGGCUCAGAUCCGUGAAUUGGUCGAGCUGCCGCUUAGACACCCUCAAUUAUUCAAGGCUAUUGGUAUCAAACCUCCCAGAGGUAUUCUCAUGUACGGUCCUCCUGGUACCGGUAAGACUUUGAUGGCUAGAGCUGUUGCCAACGAAACCGGUGCUUUCUUCUUUUUGAUCAAUGGUCCAGAAGUCAUGUCCAAGAUGGCAGGUGAGUCCGAAUCGAACUUGAGGAAAGCCUUCGAGGAGGCCGAGAAAAACGCCCCUGCCAUUAUUUUCAUCGACGAGAUAGACUCGAUCGCCCCUAAGCGUGACAAGACCAACGGUGAGGUUGAAAGAAGAGUUGUCUCUCAAUUGUUGACUUUGAUGGACGGUAUGAAGGCCAGAUCCAAUGUUGUGGUCAUUGCUGCCACCAACAGGCCUAACUCCAUCGAUCCAGCUUUGAGAAGAUUCGGCAGAUUCGACCGUGAAGUGGAUAUCGGUAUUCCAGACGCUACUGGUAGAUUGGAAGUUCUACGUAUUCACACCAAGAACAUGAAGUUGGCCGACGACGUGGAUCUUGAAACCCUCGCUGCCGAGACGCACGGUUACGUUGGUGCCGAUAUUGCUUCGCUAUGCUCAGAAGCCGCUAUGCAACAAAUUCGUGAGAAGAUGGAUAUGAUCGAUCUAGAUGAAGACGAGAUCGCUGCCGAAGUACUAGACUCUUUGGGAGUCACGAUGGAGAAUUUCAAAUUCUCGCUUGGCAACUCCAAUCCAUCUGCAUUGCGUGAAACUGUUGUCGAAAGUGUCAACGUUACUUGGGAAGAUAUUGGUGGCUUGGACGAAAUCAAGCAGGAGCUUAAGGAAACCGUCGAGUACCCUGUGCUGCACCCAGAUCAAUACGCCAAGUUUGGUUUGGCUCCUUCUAAAGGUGUCUUGUUCUUCGGUCCACCUGGUACCGGUAAGACUUUACUAGCCAAAGCUGUUGCAACGGAGGUGUCUGCCAACUUUAUUUCUGUCAAGGGUCCUGAACUUUUGAGUAUGUGGUAUGGUGAGUCGGAGUCGAACAUUCGGGACAUUUUUGAUAAAGCCAGAGCCGCUGCCCCAACAGUGGUUUUCUUGGAUGAAUUGGACUCCAUUGCCAAAGCUAGAGGUGGUUCUGUGGGCGAUGCUGGUGGUGCUUCCGACAGGGUUGUCAACCAACUGCUGACGGAAAUGGAUGGUAUGAAUGCAAAGAAGAAUGUCUUUGUUAUCGGUGCCACCAACAGACCAGAUCAGAUCGAUCCUGCAAUUUUGAGACCGGGCAGACUCGAUCAGCUAAUAUACGUCCCUCUACCUGACGAAAUGGCCAGACUAUCGAUUCUAAAUGCUCAGCUCAGAAAGACUCCACUCGAACCAGGUCUGGAGUUGAGCACAAUCGCAAAGGCUACACAAGGCUUCUCGGGUGCUGAUUUGUCGUACAUCGUUCAAAGAGCCGCCAAGUUUGCCAUCAAGGAUUCUAUUGAAGCUCAAAGAAGCGCAGCUGCAGAACAGCAAAGCAAGGUUAAGGCCGAAGACGUCGAAAUGGGUGACGAAACAACCGCACCAGCUGCUGAAGCAGAAAUCGAAGACACAGUACCAUACAUCACUAGAGAACACUUUUCUGAGGCCAUGAAAACCGCCAAACGCUCUGUGUCUGAUGCCGAACUACGCCGUUACGAAGCCUACUCUCAACAAAUGAAAUCGUCGAGAGGCCAGUACACGAACUUCAACUUUGGAGAUGCUCCAAGCACAACCCAACCUGCAGGAACUUCCGAAAACUCUGGCGCUGCUUUCGGCGAGGGUGCUGAAGAUGAUGACGACUUGUAUAGUUGA